Messenger RNA from Asterias rubens (European starfish), 980 nucleotides. RefSeq names its product thiopurine S-methyltransferase-like. Gene Ontology annotation, molecular function: thiopurine S-methyltransferase activity. The coding region runs from base 101 to 940 and encodes 279 amino acids. The transcript is spliced from 10 exons. Lineage: Eukaryota; Metazoa; Echinodermata; Asteroidea; Forcipulatida; Asteriidae. The record is from RefSeq and is a predicted model, not a curated record.
AACAUUACCGGUGUUGAGUGCUGGUUGGAUUGCAAGCUUCAAAGUUGUGAUUUUCCUCAAAGGUACGAAUGUUUGACGGUGCACACCAAUCCAUUAUCGUAUGAUGCGAUGUCAUAGUCUCAAAUUUGGAAUCAUUUCAGCUAUUGUGUCAUUUGCUGCAGGGAAAUUCACCCCGAAAUAUUCGUGGACUUCCAGAUUGUUAUUACAAACGAACAACGUUUUGAGGAUUAACAUGGCACAGAAAGGUUCAGACGAGUUUUGGCGAAACAAAUGGGAGGAGGAUCAGAUACAAUUCCACAUGUCUAGCGUAAAUUCAGCGCUUGUCAAGUAUAUGGACGAGAUGACGGGCGGCAAAGCAAACUGCCGGAUUUUUGUUCCCCUCUGUGGCAAGUCUGUGGACAUGAAAUGGUUGGCUGAUCUGGGCCACGUAGUUGUUGGUGUUGAAGUAGCUGAGAUGGCAAUCAAAGACUUCUUCAAAGAAAACAAGUUGGAGUUCUCUGUUGGUCCCGUCGAAGGCCUUGAAGAUGCUGAGAUGUACACUAGUAAGAAUUCCAACAUCCUGUUGUACAAAGCAAAUUUAUUCAAACUAAACGGAGACAUCCUGGGUGACUUUGACUGUAUUUGGGACCGUGCCUCACUUGUUGCUCUCCUUCGAGAAGAUAUACAAAGAUAUGCUGAUUUGAUGCUGUCAUUGCUGAAACCAACGGGACGAUACCUUCUCUCAACAUUGGAGUAUGACCAAAGCAAAAUGAGCGAUUUUCCUCCCUUGUUUUUAGGUCCUCCUCAUUCAACUCCAGCAGACGUUGUGGAAAAAUUAUUUGCUGAUAAAAUGGACAUCAAGUUGUUGGAUGAAGUUGACGCAAUGACGGAACGAUGGAAGAGCAGAGGACUCACGUCUUUCAUAAACAGACAUCAACUACUCAUUCCAAAGAACCUCUAGUCACGAGGGAUGCAGAGCUUGGAGGACUCCCCCCCCCCCC